GCAGCAGGUGGGAGCGGGGCUGUUGAUAUCAAUAUGGCGGUUGUCAGCCAGACAAAGACAGUCAGUCUGAUGUGAUUGAGACAAGGGAGGUUUUCAGGGGGAGACUGGGAGAUAGGGGCCUCCCCUCCCCCUUCUCCUCUUCCUGUGCCGGCCUCAACCCCUCCCCAGUCCCCUCCCGACUGGCGCCCCACGCGGAAGACACCCCUCCCCCUCCCGCUUUCCCCUCCUCCCUGCCUCAGCCUUUCGUACUGGGACGUUGGGGAGGGGGCUGUGCCGGGCGGAGAGAACUCAGCAAGGAUUCUGAGAAUGAUAAAUAACGCUGAUCAUCUCUAGAAAGGAUAUUGAUUCACCUCAUGUAAAGUAUGCUCAGUUCCUUUCCAGUGGUUUUGCUGGAAACCAUGUCUCACUAUACAGAUGAACCCAGAUUUACCAUAGAGCAGAUAGAUCUGCUUCAGCGCCUUCGGCGUACUGGAAUGACUAAACAUGAAAUUCUCCAUGCCUUGGAAACGUUGGACCGUCUUGAUCAAGAGCAUAGUGACAAGUUUGGAAGAAGGUCCAGCUAUGGAGGAAGUUCUUAUGGGAAUAGUACCAACAAUGUUCCAGCAUCUUCCUCUACAGCUACAGCUUCCACACAGACCCAGCAUUCUGGAAUGUCCCCAUCACCUAGCAACAGUUAUGAUACCUCCCCACAGCCUUGCACUACCAAUCAAAAUGGGAGAGAGAAUAACGAGCGAUUAUCUACAUCCAAUGGAAAGAUGUCACCCACUCGCUACCAUGCAAACAGCAUGGGUCAGAGGUCAUACAGUUUUGAAGCCUCAGAAGAGGACCUAGAUGUAGAUGAUAAAGUGGAGGAGUUAAUGAGGAGGGACAGCAGUGUGAUAAAAGAGGAAAUCAAAGCCUUUCUUGCCAAUCGGAGGAUUUCCCAAGCAGUUGUUGCACAGGUAACAGGGAUCAGUCAGAGCCGGAUCUCUCAUUGGCUGUUGCAGCAGGGAUCAGACCUGAGCGAACAGAAGAAAAGAGCAUUUUACCGAUGGUAUCAACUUGAGAAGACAAACCCUGGGGCUACACUAAGUAUGAGACCAGCCCCCAUUCCAAUAGAGGACCCAGAAUGGAGACAAACACCUCCCCCAGUCUCUGCCACAUCUGGCACCUUCCGACUACGACGAGGGAGUCGAUUUACCUGGAGAAAGGAGUGCCUCGCUGUCAUGGAAAGUUACUUCAAUGAGAAUCAAUACCCAGAUGAAGCCAAGAGAGAAGAAAUUGCAAAUGCUUGCAAUGCAGUUAUACAGAAGCCAGGCAAAAAACUGUCAGAUCUGGAACGAGUUACCUCCCUGAAAGUAUAUAAUUGGUUUGCUAACAGACGGAAGGAGAUCAAGAGGAGAGCCAAUAUUGAAGCAGCAAUCCUGGAGAGUCAUGGGAUAGAUGUACAGAGUCCAGGAGGCCAUUCCAACAGUGAUGACGUUGACGGAAAUGACUACUCAGAGCAGGAUACUUGGCAAGUACGCAAUGGGGAGGAGGAGGAGGGAAGAAGUUCAGAGGGAGGCAGAGAAGCAGAGAAGGAUGACAGCACUAGCCAUAGUGACCACCAAGACCCCAUCUCAUUAGCUGUGGAAAUGGCAGCAGUCAACCACACUAUCUUGGCCUUGGCCCGACAAGGAGCCAACGAAAUCAAGACAGAGGCCCUGGAUGACGACUGAUCAGGGAGGGUUGAACAUGAGAAGUUAACUUAGUUUAGACGUAGCACCUUAGCAGACUUUCCUCGGUCCUUAACAUGUGUUCUUACAGUAUAACUUGCAGUUUCUUGUAUGUCAGUUAGCCCUUAGGGUCUUGUUCUGUGAAGAUGGCAUGGUGCCCUCAGCCUUUGCAUAUACUCUCUCAGUAUUAAUUCCCAGUAAAUAAUAACCAACCAACCAACCAACCAACCAAACUUCCCUCUCCCAGCCCCCGAGGCUAGAAAAUCUUGCUGCUCUGUCUUAGCAUUCCAAGAAAGUGCUUCCAGGUAUUUAGAUAGCCCUCAGUUCUCAAAUAAUAGGCUACGUGUAAAACCUUGGGUACCUUUAGAUUCCUGUAACACUAGUCUGUACCCUUUUCCUUCCCCAAGACUGAUAGGAUGCAAGCUGAGGUAGUGUGGCCCAGGAUUGACAGACACCAUUUGGGGAGUAUCUGCAGAGUAAAAGGAACACUAGAAUUCCCACUCAGAGUGGGAAUAAUUGAUUUCCAGCUGCAAUAAGCCGUGCCUCAUAAUAGUCACACUGUGGCUAGAUUAUACUUCUUUGGGUGCUGUGGAAAGAUGUGGAAUGUCCAUGGAAAAACUUGAUCUCAGAUUUUGGUUGAUGUUAACAUGCCUGACACAGACAUCCUUUCCUCUCACAAGCUGUGUGACUUAGUAGAUAAAAUACUGCCUUCUGCCUUUGGGACCAUGAUUCAAACACACAAAAAAACAAAAGUCAUUUAAAAAAACAAAACAAAACAAAACAAACCCAGCUUGAGAGCAUUGGAAAAAAAACAAAACAAAACAAAACAAAAAACAUGAGCUGAAUGUCUAAUGGAUGUUAAGUCCAGUUCUCAGAACCACUGUACGUUACGCGGCACAGGUAUGUGCCUGCCUGCAAAAGUGCUGGAGGUCAUCAUGGACGCUGCUUUGCCUCCUGUUUGUGUCCCCUUUCCCUGCUACCAAAAAAAAUCUUUCAAGGAUGGAGCUAAGGUCACAAAUGAGUGAAUGAACUUCCAGUCUUUGUAUCCAUUAACUGAAGCCCCCUCAAUAUGAGAGGUUGAUAGAGGACUUUAUGGUGGGAUUAUGCUGACUGACUAUCACAAUUGCAAAUACUUUCCUAAAAAGGAGCAGAAAAAAGCAGGGGACAAUUGCCACUUGCGUGGUGUGUCUUCAAGAUACAACGUGAUGUGACUGCUUUGGUGUUCUCUUUACUCUGUCCUUGUAGAGGUGUGAAAAGCUAUAUUGCUACAGGCAAUUUAUUUAAUAAUUGGAAGCCAUAUUGAUAAUGGAUGUGGUAAUAUUUGUAAAGUUUAAUCUACUUUAAGCGGCAGUAACUAAUGGAAUUUUUUUCCUUGAUCACAUAUGUAGCACUUUUGUUACUUUUUAAAGAUAUUUAUAUUUGAUAAAUCUUUUUUUCAUUUUGAGAACUCAAAAUACCAAACAGUGAACUUGCGUUAUAAAGUCACCCUGUGAUCACCUUGUCAUCUAGUAGCAAAAUGAUGAACUAUUCAUGCAUCAAAGAAAAUUACAUCUGCUGGCCUUGUAUGAAAAUGAUCUCUUGGCAUCCCGAUUAAAUGACACACUGUCACUGUGGGGAAGAGGAAACAGCCUUCAAUGUAGUGGCGUAGGGUGCGUCUGAGGGAGGCAUGACUGCUGUGUAUUUUCUGCCUCGUUCCAUCUCCUUUCUACGCACAGUGGAGCCUUGUUUAAAGGGGGAUUUGGGGCUGGCUGUUAACUGUCUUUUCGUCCAUUAUCUAAGAACAAUUUCUAAGAUGGAAGGAAGGCGCCAUUUCCUUACCUCUUCACCUCCAUGCCCCCACCAAAUGUAUUCAACCUAAAACCAUUGAGAAGAGAGUGAGACUGACCUUCUUUGUUUUUCCCUUUCUCAUUAGUAGAUAUUAAAUACCCACCAGUUUUUAGCUGGUCUGACUCCAUUUAAGGCGUAUGCUGACAAGGUCUUCUCCCUGUCUGUUCAUCCUGCCUAUGCCAGUGUGCGGAAGCCUUUAGAGGGCAUGAAAAUGCCACCUUAUAUGGGUCUGUGACUUUAAAGAGCUAAGGGCAGGGACUGGGCCUGCUCUUAUCUGUGGAUUUCAGGCAGAAAAUGUAUAUACUUCUUCCAGCUUCCAAGAAUUGGAGUAAAAUGGGGUAGUCUUUUCUGUUUUACUGUAUUACUUGAACCAACAGAUUCAAGAGUAGCAUUUGUUAUUCUCAGGAAUGAUCCCCCUGCUCAUUUUCUUUCUUGGUGUGUUUGAGUUUUUAUUUCAAUUAGGAGAUUAUGUUAUCUUUCUUUCCUUUUAUAUUACUUAGAAAAAAAAAUGUAACGUAUUGUAUCUUCCCAUUCCGGUGAAAUUUUGUCUGCUUAUUCUCAGUUGAAUCAGAAAGAAAAGAGAGGAAAAUAUACUGUCUGACAAGCCACAUCCAUGAUUUAUUGUAAGGAGAUUAUUAUAAUUGAUAGCUUCUUUAUGAUGGGAUUGCUAGUAUCAUUUGUUCUUGCUGGUCUUUUUAAAGAAACAGACUCAAACUGUUAAGACAGCUGCAGUUUCUAAAGAAAUACAGUGAUUGCCAGAGAAGAGCUAAAAGGUUUCAUUGUUUUAAGGCCUUAAGGAAGGAGAAAAGCUUCAGAGAAAAAAGGGGAGUCAGUAUCCAUGAAAGCAGUAGCAGGCCCUAUCUGGCAACCUGGAAAAAGUAAGAGCACAUGUCUACCAAUGCAGGAUAGCCUCAUACUGGGUUCAGGAAGAAGGAAUCUUUCAUCCAGAAUUCUUCUUUUAAUUGAAGAAGACUGCUGGCCUGCUCUUAAGACCCGCUGCCUUACAUAUAACUUUUGCUUUUUCACCGAGAGCAAAAAUACAGUUCUUUGGGGCCUAGAUUUAAAUCUGCCAUUGUUUUUUUGUUUUUGUUUUUGUUUUGUUUUUGUCCCUGGGUUCAAUUCUGCUGUCUUGUCCAGUCUACCUUCAAUGUUCUCAUAAUGGCACACAGAGUUGUCACUGUCUUAAUUUGUAGUAUCUUUGGAUGGUGAAUUUUUUUCUUAAAAAACCCUAAAUUCCUGUCUUACUGAAGGGAAAAGAGCCAGACUCAAAAAAAAAAAAAGAAAAAGAAAAAGAAAAAAAAAUCCCAUUAUGUACUUUUGGGUUGAUCUACCCCUCUUUUCUUACUCCAUCCUGUACAUCCCUCAGGCCCCAGAGGACUGUUUCAGGACUGCUCUUCCCUAGUGAAGAAGACUAAAUAAAAGGGUGGGGUGGAAACCUUGUCAGCAGUUCUUAUAGGAACUUGUCUGUUAUUUUUUGAAAGACACUUUCAUUGAAUUACUAUAGUCACAUGGGUAAACUUCCUACUCUUCUUACAACACAGCCUUACAAAGGGACCUUUUAAAGAUGGACCAUCUGAAUGAGAUUUCUGAUUUGCUGUUGAUAACCCUAAUGUGGGGUGAAGGCCAGGGAGGGCAAUACAGUACACUCUUAGCUGAGACCUUCUGGUGUCAGUCAGUACCAAAUAGACACUUUGGUUUAUUUCAGCAAAGCUUGUAAUUGUUGAGUACCCCUUAGGGCAUUUCUUCACAGUCUCAGUCCUUUAAGUGGUUGAAAAGUGCGGUUACCUUCCACCUACCUAUGGGAUCUAUACAGUUCCCACACACUGUCUUUGGGUGGGCGCCCCCCCCCCCCCCCAUUCUCCUGUUCCUUCCCAGGAAGAAAGUUCCUGGAACAGGAAGACCCCUUUAAGGUACCUUUCACUGUAGCUCAGUAGAGGUGACCACCUAAAAAGAUACGGGUGAGGAAGCAGCUGCUCAUCAACAGUGAAGUAUGCAAAUCCAGUACUGUGGUUCCUGGUAGAUUUUCGAUGGCACGCAGUCCAGUAACCGACAGUACCACUGUUGGGGCCAGAUAUCCACAUAUAUUUUUACCUUAAAGGGGACAACUCAUGAAGAGCUCACUCAAACACUCAUUUCAGUUCUUUACAAACUUCCCUCCUGGACUCUAGCCAUCAAGCACCAAGUGUAAAUAGACUUAUUUCAUCAGGAAUCUCCAGUCACAUUCUCUCCCUCUGUGAACAGCUCCCCUUCCAUUUGCCUCUGGGCUCCAAUCUAAGGGCCUCAUCUUGAGCAGACAUCUUUGCUGGGAUUUUUAUCUUCCACAGAAGGCAGAGCAUGUGGGUGUGGUCCAUCUCUUCACACAAACACUCCUUUCUGUCUUGCAGGCCAUCUUUGUGACCAGCUACAUAUUCCACUGACCAGCUACAUUAUCUCUGCCCAUAACAGUGGAAAUAAUCCCUUUUUCACACACAGUCC
Neofelis nebulosa (Clouded leopard) is the source of this 5996-nucleotide messenger RNA. It is a transcript of the gene HMBOX1, whose product is annotated as homeobox containing 1. Bases 363 to 1697 code for a protein of 444 amino acids. The transcript has 11 exons. Gene Ontology annotation, molecular function: double-stranded telomeric DNA binding. NCBI's taxonomy places the organism in Eukaryota, Metazoa, Chordata, Mammalia, Carnivora, Felidae. Gene Ontology annotation, biological process: positive regulation of DNA-templated transcription. Gene Ontology annotation, cellular component: nucleus. The record is from RefSeq and is a predicted model, not a curated record.